CGCAUCACGAAUCGAGGUUCAACAACAAACAGAGAUUAUCCGACUUCUUUGGAUGGCCUGCGAGGAUGGAAUUGGACAAGACUCAUUCGAUUCAUUGUACCGACUUGCAAUGAAAAGCUCAUCCAUCCGCAGAUUAUUUCUCGAGACUCCUGGAUUAAGAAACCUGGCUUAUCUUCCUGAAGUAAAAUUGGUCCUGAUGAUUGUAUCCCUUGGUCUGGCAGAGACAUUUGAUCGGCUUUGCAGUAUGGCAGUUGGGAAUGCAUUCUUCUGGACACGAAAUGGACACAUUGGAACAGCACCACUUGCUGUCAGCAAAGGAGACCUUGUUGCUCUCAUCCCCGGAGUUAGAGCCCCGAUGAUACUUCGCCAGAUAGACUCAAUUUCGUACCAAGUGAUUGGGCCCGCAUUCGUAUACGGGAUGAUGGAUGGAGAAAUGUGGACUGAUAAGGUAGGUGGACGUAAGCGAGAGGAGGAUAGUAGGGAACCUAGAGAUGACCUGAAAGAUAUUCAUUUGGUGUAAUCCUGAGUGGACUACCGCAGGCACGCAUGGGCUUUCCCAAUUUCCUAGUUGAAGGAAUACGAUUCCUGGGUGAGUAGUGAUUGCUGGAUGCCGAAGAGGGGAAGGUGUGUUGUGUUGACGAAACUGGUGUAGGAAUAGUAUUGACGUUAUGGACUGUUCUCCGUAUGGGGAGCAAAUUUGGGAC
Hyaloscypha bicolor E is the source of this 704-nucleotide messenger RNA. RefSeq lists its product as uncharacterized. Lineage: Eukaryota; Fungi; Ascomycota; Leotiomycetes; Helotiales; Hyaloscyphaceae. Bases 53 to 520 code for a protein of 155 amino acids. The transcript has a single exon. The record is from RefSeq and is a predicted model, not a curated record.